This is a messenger RNA of Nicotiana attenuata, 2288 nucleotides long. RefSeq names its product methylcrotonoyl-CoA carboxylase beta chain, mitochondrial. The coding region runs from base 195 to 1904 and encodes 569 amino acids. Gene Ontology annotation, biological process: L-leucine catabolic process. Lineage: Eukaryota; Viridiplantae; Streptophyta; Magnoliopsida; Solanales; Solanaceae. Gene Ontology annotation, cellular component: methylcrotonoyl-CoA carboxylase complex; mitochondrion. Gene Ontology annotation, molecular function: methylcrotonoyl-CoA carboxylase activity. The record is from RefSeq and is a predicted model, not a curated record. The transcript is spliced from 10 exons.
ACCUCCUCUGCGUUUUUUGGAUUAAACCCAAAGUCGUGUACGUUUCUAUCUAUUAUUAUCUGCUGAGGCGCGUCCACGGAGGAUUGGAUAUGCAUUACACAGCAGCAGCCAAAGCUCUCCUCUUACUCUCCCACUAAUAAAAAGCUUCGAAUCUACACACAAAAAAGAAGCAUAAGACGGAUCAAGUAGAAAGAAUGCUGCGAAUUUGGACAAGGAGAUUAGCUUCAGAAUGCUCCAUUUCACGGCGGAUAUACCCGGGUAGUUUCAUUUCGACCCGAAAUAGCUCCAUGGGAAUCCUACCCGACACUCUCGACCGUAGCUCCGAGUCGUAUUCUCGCAACUCUAGAGUCAUGGAUGGACUUGUUUCCCAGCUUCAUUCUCACAUUCGAAAGGUUAUGGAAGGAGGAGGGGCAGAAGCAGUGAAGAGACAUAGGAGUAGGGAUAAGCUUCUCCCUAGAGAGAGGAUUGAACGGCUUAUUGACCCUGGCUCUUCUUUCCUUGAGCUUUCUCAGCUUGCGGGUCAUGAAUUGUACCAAGAAUCAUUACCUUCUGGUGGGAUAAUUAUUGGAAUUGGAACAAUACAUGGGAGACUGUGUAUGUUGGUGGCAAAUGAUCCUACUGUCAAAGGUGGAAGUUACUUUCCAAUAACUGUCAAGAAACAUCUCAGGGCACAAGAGAUUGCUGCUCAAUGCAACCUACCGUGUAUAUAUCUUGUUGAUAGUGGUGGAGCUUUCCUUCCAAAGCAAGCCGAGGUUUUUCCGGACAAAGAAAAUUUUGGGAGAGUAUUUUACAAUCAAGCUGUGAUGUCUUCAGAAGGUAUUCCUCAAAUCGCACUGGUGCUAGGUUCUUGUACUGCCGGAGGAGCUUACAUUCCUGCAAUGGCUGAUGAGAGCGUAAUGGUCAAAGGGAAUGGUACGAUAUUUUUGGCUGGACCUCCUCUUGUAAAGGCAGCAACUGGUGAGGAAGUUUCUGCAGAAGACCUUGGAGGUGCAACUGUGCAUUGUAAGACAUCAGGGGUUUCAGACUACUUUGCCCAUGAUGAACUGCAUGCGCUUGCUAUAGGAAGGAAUAUUGUUAAGAACUUGCACAUGGCUGGUGGUCCAGAAGCAUCUGGACAAACUAGAGCUGAUUAUAAAGAACCAUUAUAUGAUGUGAAAGAACUUCGCACCAUUGCACCAACAGACCUCAAACAGCCCUUUGAUGUUAGAUCAAUUAUUGCUCGCAUUGUUGAUGGAAGUGAAUUUGAUGAAUUCAAGAAACUGUAUGGCACUACACUUGUGACUGGCUUUGGAAGAAUUUGUGGACAGCCAGUAGGGAUCCUUGGAAACAAUGGGAUACUGUUUAAUGAAUCUGCUCAGAAAGGGGCACACUUUAUUGAAUUAUGUGCUCAACGUAACAUUCCUCUGAUCUUUCUUCAGAAUAUUACUGGAUUUAUGGUUGGGUCCAAAUCUGAGGCAAGUGGUAUUGCCAAAGCUGGAGCUAAAAUGGUGAUGGCAGUCUCUUGUGCGAAGGUUCCCAAGAUCACGGUAGUUAUCGGUGGAAGCUUUGGAGCUGGCAACUAUGCAAUGUGCGGACGUGCAUAUAGUCCCAAUUUCAUGUUCUUCUGGCCAAAUGCUCGAAUAUCUGUAAUGGGAGGUCCACAGGCUGCUGGAGUCCUUGCUCAAGUAGAAAAGGCCACCAAGAAAAAGAAGGGAAUUCAGUGGGCAAAGGAAGAGGAGGAAAAGUUCAAGGCAGAAGUUGUAGAGGCGUAUGACAGAGAGGGCAGCCCAUAUUAUGCCACAGCAAGGCUUUGGGACGAUGGCAUAAUCGAUCCAGCAGACACGAGAAAAAUAUUGAGCCUGUGCAUCUCUGCUUCCUUGAAUCGUGGACCAGAAACUACGAAAUUUGGUGUCUUCAGAAUGUGACAUGCGAGCUCUAGCUGAAGAAUGAAGUUGCUGUCCGAGACUUGUUGCUUUGUCUCCAACAGCAGAAACACUAUCUGCAUAAUCAGCUAGGUUACAAGAAGUUCUAAGUCGUGAAAGCAGACUUAUAUUGGUUCCAUGCCAAGGAUGAGAAACUCCAUGAUUUACAUAAAAAGAAGUUAUAUAUAGGUAGCACUUUAGGUUGAGCGUGCAGUCGUAGUCUGAUGAAGCUAUGUUUCUUUGUUAUUAUUCUUGGUUCUAGGAGCUAAUAACUGUGGGUCUGUGACUGCUGCUAAUGUUAUUGACUGCAUAAAGUGUAAAUGAGAAACGCUUGAUACUAAAGUGCCUACAAGAAACAUGGAGCGAAGAUAAGCUUAAUCCCUUCAA